AUGGUUCGCCAUAAGAAAGACUUCAAAGCGAACAACAAAUAUUCCAACAAACCACCAAAAGCCCGCGGCCCGCCACGCCCUCGCCCAGGUGAUGAAGAGGAAGAUGGCGCAGAUGGCGCGAACCUUCGCCCUGCGAAGCCUGCGUACAAAGCAGCGUGCUGGGAUCUAGGACAUUGCGAUGCAAAGCGCUGCUCUGGGAAACGGCUUAUGCGCUUGGGCAUGAUGAGAGAGUUACAUGUCGGGCAGAAAUUUGCUGGCGUAGUCGUCAGCCCAAAGGCAAAAAAGAUCAUCAGCAAAGAAGACAAGGAACUGCUCGAGCAAUACGGCGCGGCUGUUGUAGAAGCCAGUUGGAAACGGAUCGAUGAAGUGCCAUUUGGGCGCAUCGGUGGCAAGUGCGAACGCUUGCUGCCCUACCUCGUUGCUGCAAACCAGACCAACUACGGGAAGCCCUGGCGCCUAAACUGCGUCGAGGCGCUUGCAGCGUGCUUCUACAUUUGCGGACAUCCGGAAUGGGCCGAAUCGAUACUGUCAACCUUUUCGUAUGGAGAGGCGUUUCUGGAUAUCAAUAGUGCACUGUUGAAACGAUACAUGGCAUGCGAGAAUGAGGAGGAGGUCAAGAAGGCUGAAGAAGUCUGGCUUGAGAAGAUCGAGCGCGAGUAUUCUGAGUCUCGCGCAGAAAAGGAGGAUGGCGUCGAGGAAGACGAUUGGGCUGGUGGCAACAUGAACAGGAUGCCCAUCGAUGAGUCGGACGAAAAUGACGAAGACGAUGAGGAUGAUGAAGAUGAAGAUGACGAAGAAGGCAAAGUUGACCCUCGCAAUCCGUACAACAUCCCUGAAUCCUCAGACGACGAAGAAGAGAUGGCUGAGCUACGGAGACGUGUGCUAGCUUCAAAGCCAUUCUCAAACCCUGGACCGAAAGAUGACGACGAAGACGAGAAGAAGGUUCCUGAGCGGAUAACCCGCACGGAGCCUGCGCCAAACUUAACUGCGAAGAAAGAAGCACAGGACGACAGUGAUAUCCCUGAAGAUGAUGCCGAGGUUGACGAGUUCGAUUCUUUCAUGGCUGCUCAACCCACAACGGACCGCACUGGCAUCACAAACAAGCAACGACAAAAGGCUUUAGACCAAAAGUUUACAUUCGCAAGCGGAGCGUUGAAGGCACCCUCUCGGCAAGGAUACGCGUAGAUACGUUGUGCGCAGCUAGAUGUAUGUCAGCCCGAUCGGGUGCUGAUAGGGAACUGCUGUGAUGCCUCCCACGUCUAGCUGCCGAUAACGAUCGAAAUGGUGUAGCUAAUCGACUCGGCAAGCGCGAGACCUUAAACGUUUAUGUACUCCUGCAAGCGACGCAAGUCGUGAGUCUUUGUGGCGUAAUGCCAGGCGUAAUGGCAAAUUUUUGUUCUAUU
Parastagonospora nodorum SN15 is the source of this 1403-nucleotide messenger RNA. RefSeq lists its product as hypothetical. Gene Ontology annotation, molecular function: rRNA small subunit aminocarboxypropyltransferase activity. Gene Ontology annotation, biological process: maturation of SSU-rRNA. The record is from RefSeq and is a predicted model, not a curated record. The coding region runs from base 1 to 1185 and encodes 394 amino acids. Lineage: Eukaryota; Fungi; Ascomycota; Dothideomycetes; Pleosporales; Phaeosphaeriaceae. The transcript has a single exon.